CCCAGACCCACGCGAGGACAUCCCACGAGGACUUCUGCACCCAGCUUUGCCGUUCGGUCCUCAAUGGCGAGAGUCCCGGCUCCCACCCUAGCCAUUUUCCUGGCUUGCCUCUUCUCCGGGGCGCUCAGCCAGACCCCGAGGGCUUUCCAGGACAGCACCGUCCCCUUUGAGGUGCUUACCCAGGAGCAGGCUUACGGUCUGGUCCAGCCGAGCCUGCUCCAGGAUGCCAAGCCGUUGAACCACUCAGAGAGCCUCCCCCGGAGCACGGGCUCCGAGCCACCGCUGCUGCCCGUGUGCGUGAAGCCUGCAGACAUCAGACACAUCUUCAAGUACAUCAACACCAUCGUGUCCUGCACCAUCUUCGUAGUAGGGAUCAUUGGGAACUCCACGCUCCUGAGGAUCAUUUACAAGAACAAGUGCAUGAGGAAUGGGCCAAACGUCCUCAUUGCCAGUUUGGCGCUCGGGGACCUUCUCUACAUCCUCAUCGGUCUGCCCAUCAACGUCUAUAAGCUCUUGGCAAAGGACUGGCCCUUCGGCGUGCAGGUGUGCAAGCUGGUCCCCUUCAUCCAAAAAGCCUCAGUGGGCAUCACGGUCCUCAGCCUUUGUGCUCUCAGCAUCGACAGGUACCGAGCAGUGGCAUCCUGGAGUCGGAUCCAGGGGAUAGGGAUCCCCAUGUGGAAGGCAGUGGAGGUGAUGCUGAUCUGGGCAGUGGCCAUUGUGCUCGCGGUCCCCGAAGCUAUCGCCUUCGACAUGGUGGAGCUCAGCUACUGGGAACGACACAUGUGGGUGUGCAUGCUCGCCUCCGAACAGAAAUCCAGCUUCAUGAUGUUCUACCGUGAUGUGAAGGACUGGUGGCUGUUUGGCUUCUAUUUCUGCCUCCCCUUGGUAUGCACUGGCAUCUUCUACACCCUCAUGUCAUGCGAGAUGCUGAGCAAGAGAAAUGGCAUGCGGAUUGCUCUGAACGACCACAUGAAACGGCGCCGGGAGGUGGCCAAGACGGUGUUCUGCCUCGUGGUGAUCUUCGCUCUCUGCUGGCUGCCCCUCCACCUCAGCCGCAUCCUCAAGAAGACCAUCUACGACCAGACGGACCCCAACAGAUGUGAACUGCUCAGUUUCCUCCUGGUGAUGGAUUACUUCGGGAUCAACAUGGCCUCGCUCAAUUCCUGCAUCAACCCUGUGGCUCUCUACUUCGUCAGUCGGAAAUUCAAGAACUGCUUCCAGUCCUGCCUGUGCUGCUGGUGCCAGCGACCGGCCCUGAGCAUCACGCCGACGGACGAGAAGGGCUCCGUGGGCAAGUGGAAAGCCAACGGGCAGGAGCUUGGGCUGGACCGGAGCAGUUCCCGCUUGAGUAACAAGUACAGCUCUUCCUAA
This is a messenger RNA of Eurypyga helias (sunbittern), 1371 nucleotides long. Its product is annotated as endothelin B receptor-like. Gene Ontology annotation, biological process: enteric nervous system development; vasoconstriction; G protein-coupled receptor signaling pathway. Gene Ontology annotation, cellular component: membrane. The record is from RefSeq and is a predicted model, not a curated record. Lineage: Eukaryota; Metazoa; Chordata; Aves; Eurypygiformes; Eurypygidae. Bases 64 to 1371 code for a protein of 435 amino acids. Gene Ontology annotation, molecular function: endothelin receptor activity. The transcript has 7 exons.